Staurois parvus is the source of this 390-nucleotide messenger RNA. NCBI's taxonomy places the organism in Eukaryota, Metazoa, Chordata, Amphibia, Anura, Ranidae. The record is from the annotation of a GenBank genome assembly.
CGCGGGCACUGGGUCAGACAUUGGACCGUCUGGCUGGACAGCGGGCAUCGGGUCACCAGGCAUCAGGCCAUUUGGCUCGACAGCGGGCACUGCGUCAUCUACCACCAGGCAGUGGGCACCAAGUCACCAGGCACGACAGUGGGCUCUGAGUCAAUUGGCACGACAGCGGGCACCGGGUCAUCAGGUACCGGAUUGUCUGGCUCGACAGCGGGCAUCGGUUCACCAGGCAUCAGGUCAUUUGGCUCGCCAGCGGGCACCGCGUCAUCUGGCAAGGCAGUGGGCACCGAGUCACCAGGCACGACAGCGGGCUCUGAGUCAAUUGGCACGACAGCGGGCACCGGAUCAGGUACCGGAUCGUCUGGAUCAACAGCGGGCAUCGAGUCAACUGGC